CAACAGCACAGCAGCCGACUGCGAAUCCUUCUGCAAAGCUAGCUCCCUUCUCACGGCCAAGGUGCAGCUACGUCAAAGUAUCUUAUGAGGAUGGAUAGCUCCACCCCCACAUCCCUCGGCACGUCUACGGCCGCAGCAGCCAACGACGCGUCGUCCAUGCGCUUCCACUUUUCGUCGCCUUCCAGCUCGGUUGACGGGAUCAACAACACUGCCGCCGCCUUCGUCGACGGCCCCAGUGGCAGUGCAUCGAGCCACGGCUUGUACAGCCACGACGGAUACGACCGCUCCAGCUUUGACACGACGGGGUCCUCGUCUAUGCAGGACGAUGCACCAGCAGCAGCAUCCCACACAUACGAUCGGUUCAGUGGCAAGCAGGAACAGCUACACCAGGUCAAGCCAUGGUCGUACCAUCACGACGGAGGUGGAGGUAGUCGCGUCGGCCGUAGCAACAGCUUCCCGUCCAUGGACCUCAUGCCCUAUCGCAAGGAACACACGGGCGACAUGUUUGGCAAUGCCGUCACCACGGGACUGGUGUUCCCUCGUCACCACCAGUCGCAUCCGUCUCCACCUUCUUCGUUGCAACGCGGCGCCGCGAUGCCGCGAUCGAGCUCGGCCGUAGACAUGGGCGCAUACGAAGUCACCCAUGGCAUCAUGAACGCCACGUCGUUUCCCGAGAUAGGCAACAACGACACGCAAAAGCAGCUGCGGACCAAGAACAUUCCAUCGGGCGUCCUCUUUCACUCGGGGCGGUGGUCCAGCGAAGAGCACAAUCGGUUCGUGGAAGGGCUGCAUCAGUACCCCCACGGCGUGCUGAAUCGAUGGCGCAAGAUUUCCAAGGCGGUGGGCACGCGCACCGUGCUGCAGACGCGCACGCACGCGCAGAAGUAUUUUCGCAAGCUUCAAAAGAUAGACGACGCUGGGCCCCACACAAAGCUGCUGUCGGCGGACCUCAUGAAGGGCGACGACGACACUAGCGGCGACUCGAACGAGAACCAUCUCCCAAACGAGCAUUUCGACAAGCCAUCGGUGUUUAGCCGAUCGACUGGGGGGGUAGGAGGUGGAUCGUAUGGGUCCCCGUCUUCAUUCCACGGCAAAAAGGAGGACCUGCCAGGUGGUACCCACCUGUUUCAACAUCGCGGGGCAUCCGACGCGUACGAUGCCGCGCCUCGCGCCGUCGUGUCCUCUGACAGACACGCCAACCCCCCCACCUGCUAUCCGUUCCCGACGAUUACAAUCCCCCAUCAUCAUCAACAUCACCAGCAGCAAUCGUCGUCGCAGCAGCCGACCCCGACCACCGAAGCCAGCCGCGCGUUCCAGAACAUCAGCCUUGGCGCCGGCGCCCCCCGCCCCCGAGACGAACUAAACCCGUUUCAACCCCAGCGGCAUGCUGUGAACCAUGGCAACGAGCAGUGGGUCGACUGGCUGCUGUACAACAUCGAGAACAUCCCCACCCGGCACAACCCCCAGCACCAACCUCAGCAAGUGCAUGACGCACGGCACUUGACGCGCACAUUUCGAAGCGCUAGCGAACCCGUGCCCCCCCUAACUUCGUAUCGCUCAGCACAUGCGACCGGUAGCAGCAGCAGCAGCAGCCACCACCACCAACAUGAAGACGACGAUCCUGAGUUUACGUCGGCGGCGUCCCCUAGCGCCGCCGCCACCACCUGGAACGACUACGCUGAAGACGGCGACAGCUCCACCCCUUCUGGCGGCGGCGGCGAAGGCGGCAGCUACUACGACCCCCAACCACAACAAAUACACCAACGUCACCCCCAGCAAUCACCACACUCGGAGACCAAGUACUCGUCCCUGCUGGACCACGAGGUCGUCCCGUGAUGGCUACAGAGCUGACAAGGCGCAUGUAUUUAUUCGAUUUUGGUUGGCGCCCCAGUUAUUCUAUUUUGCUCGAUAUUUGAUGCUAUUCGUCUGUAAUAAAUUAUUGUCCCUAUGAACCCA
Aphanomyces astaci is the source of this 1956-nucleotide messenger RNA. RefSeq lists its product as hypothetical. The record is from RefSeq and is a predicted model, not a curated record. NCBI's taxonomy places the organism in Eukaryota, Oomycota, Saprolegniomycetes, Saprolegniales, Verrucalvaceae. The transcript has a single exon. The coding region runs from base 85 to 1836 and encodes 583 amino acids.